Molecule: messenger RNA, 2397 nt
Organism: Peniophora sp. CBMAI 1063
Lineage: Eukaryota; Fungi; Basidiomycota; Agaricomycetes; Russulales; Peniophoraceae
Source: the annotation of a GenBank genome assembly
AUGUCCCUCGAAGCUACAUCCUUAGGUCGGAAAAACGUCUGGUUGCCUCUUCUUCAGUCCCGAAUUGGCGAAAUCGGGUUUGAGGCGGCUUCGGGCGUUGAGCGACACGAUCGACUUGAUCUUAUUGGAGCAGAAUUGGAAGACCUUGAGGCGGCUCUCAUCUUCGGGAGGAAGUAUAGAAAUAAACUCAUCGCCGCCUGCAAUCUUCCUUCAGAAACAUUAUCCGGCAUCUUCAUAUGCGUGCGAGACGUCUGGCAGCCUGAGUUCAAAGGCAGGGACGGAGAGGAAAAGCGAAGACCAUACCCAGCUUCGCCUGUCAACCCGCCAGCUCGGUCGACGGCCUUGACAAGCAUCUACGCCGCCACCACGUCAGCCCAGAUUCUCGCUUACAUCGAGUCUCUCUCGUCCGACGACGAGGGCGACGACGACCGCCGCACUUUCUUUCACAACCUCGCCACUGCCGCCGGCCUCGUGCAAGACCGCCACAAGCGCCGGAACGAAGAAGCCGACACUGAACCGCCACAGAAGAAGAAGAAGCCCAGGGCUCCCGCUUCUGACGGAUCCGCCGGCAAGAAGCACGCCGCCACCGCCGCCACGCGCUUCCAGGCUCUUUUGCGCGACACCCUGCUUGUUGCCACCCCCGCCACGUCGCCCAUUGAUCUCGCCGACCUGGUCGUGCAAGAUAACGGCAGCAGCAGCGAAAGCCGCCGUGAGCUCCGCGCGCACGUGUUUCUCGAAGACGCGGCGCUGCGUCGAGCUCUUGUUGGCUUCGUUCCCCCUCCCGACGGCGAUGCGUGGUCCGCAAUCUCCCGCUUCUCGCCCGCCAGAGGCGAUGCACUCCCUGAUCUCGACGCCUACUGCGAACGCUCGCUCUCUCUCGAUCGCGAGGCCGCCGGCAAUCACAACAACGAAGUUUGCAGUUCUUGGCGUGAGAUCGGCCUUGAAUCACACGUACUUUGGGCGCAGGUUGACAAUUGCGUUGAUAUACCACCUCCUAUGGUUUCCUCUAUCCGUGAUCGCUCUGGUGUUGCCCCGCUGGAUCUCACAUUCAAUGUCAGCGGCCUAGAUCGCAGCUACCGUGACUUGAAUACGUGCGAACUCUUUUCGACAUGGAUGACAGACUCCUCGUACGCGCGGUUGCGCUCAUUACGGUUUAUGUUCUUUCCCCCACACCACUUCGAUGCUAUAUGGCAAUACCUUCGCAAGUUGGUCGUAUCUCCCAUCCAUCUCGCCUUGAUGAUGGUGAGCGAUGAAGUGGAGGCACCUCUGCAGCUACCUCCGGACAUCUGUUCUCUGCUCGCAGGCUCGAGCAUGCUUGAGUUAUGCUUGGACGACUGUUUGCCUUUGUGGGAUAUACCCAGCAUCCCUACAAACCUUACACGUCUGGACCUGAUCUGCUAUUACUCGAAGGGCCCUGCUCAUUUCCUCCCUACCUUCCGGCAGCUUGCCACAGUAUUGAUGAACUUGCGAUCACUGGAGGAACUGAAGCUUCGGAACGUCGUUCCUGAGGUCACGCCAGAGCAUGGUGUAGACCAUAUCGUGUUCCAGCCCGGAUUCAAGACUCUGCAAUUUGAGGUUUCGAACGAAAGAUUUCUUCUCGGUCGUGACUUCUUGUCACGAGUGGUUCUCCCUCCGGCGUGCACCUCUUUCAUACACUUGCACGACGAAAUGAGUUUCAUAUUCAACAUCAACGGUCUCUGGAAGUCUAUACUGUCUCUCCCGUUCGGGUUGAGAGGUCCAAAUAUACAACUCGUUGAGCUGGUCGUUGCGGGGGAGCAAUUCAUCGUGGGUUGCGUCGAGCACGAACGCCACACUUGGACCACCUCGAUCCCUCCCUUCCCUCAUGUUCACUCGAGGUCUAUCGGAACCGAUAUCUGUCAGUUGGGAGAUACAAGGGUGGCAGUAACCUGCCGAUAUCAGUCAGACUAUAAUCGUCGCGAAUGGGUACCCCUCGCGAUCACCCGUUGGAUCUCCAAAAUCCCCCUUCAUAGCUUACGCGCAAUCUCCUUCGAGCACCGAGCCCUGCAAAUUUUGACCAAUGACGAUCUUGAAGAUUUUGGAUCUGCAACCGGAAUACGCCGACUAGGGAUAGACCUUCUCGGGACUAAGACGCUUCUCUUCAAAUUGAUGGGUAAAGUUCGCCGCGGAGGCAGCUAUCAUCUCUUCCCACUCCUGGAGAUCAUUCACGUCCACCUUGGUGGCCACAACGCCUAUUCUAGCACGAAUGAAGGAGACUUGGAGGCAGAAUGCGAGUCAGAUGCGCUUGAGCUCCUCGCUUUGGUCCGGAAUCGCAAGGAAGGGGGUGCCCCUUUGCGAGAGAUUGCCAUAGAGAACGCACUCGCCGAUUGGGCCGUAUGGGAUACCAUGCGCGAAAAUGUAGCGGUGACUCUCCUGUAA